Messenger RNA from Maylandia zebra (zebra mbuna), 1831 nucleotides. The record is from RefSeq and is a predicted model, not a curated record. Lineage: Eukaryota; Metazoa; Chordata; Actinopteri; Cichliformes; Cichlidae.
GGACCAUCAACAAAGUGCAGCAAAAUAUUUAAUUUACAGUGUCCCCAGAAAUCACUUGCAUCUCAAUAAAUUUUGGCUGAUUAUCUUAGGAACUUAUUCCCCAUAAAAUUCAAAACUAUUUAAUAACUUUAAAGCUUGAUUUUGGUGAUUUGCAGCAGAAAAUAUGUUGAGGUUCAAAUUUCAAGCUUUAAAACGUCUAUUGCACAUUUCAACAUGAAAGUGCCAGAUCCCAUCCUACUUUUAUUCAGUGGUAUUUAUAUCAGACUCUUCACAACAACAGUUACCCCAAGAUGCUUUAUAUUUUAAGGUAAAUAUAACCGAUAUCAACUACGCACUGUCACAUGACCCACGUCAGCUGAUUUGAGGUCCCUCUCCUGAUUUGCUCCUUCCAAGUCGCGGCAAGGAUGAAAACCGGCUGUGGAGGGAUACUUCCGGGUUCGUCGCCUCCCUUGGCUCGGCCAUAAAAAAAGAAGAAUCAUGGUGAAAGCUAAGUCAUGGGUAAUGACUCAGCACUUUGACGGCUUCCCAAAGAAAAGUGACUUUGGGCUGAAGGUGGAGGAGCUCCCGGAGCCCAAAGAUGGAGAGGUGCUGUUGGAAGCUGUGUUUCUCAGUGUCGACCCGUACAUGAGGCCCUUCAGCAAAACCCACAUGAAGGAGGGAGAUGUGAUGAUCGGAGGUCAGGUGGCCAAAGUGAUCCAGAGUAAAAAUCCAGCGUUUCCUGUGGGAAGCCACGUUGUGAGUGACAGCGGGUGGAGAACCCACACGCUCAGUGAUGGGACCGGCCUCACUCCCAUCCUGUCCGAGUGGCCUAAAGAUGUGUCCCUGUCUCUGGCUCUGGGUGCCAUCGGGAUGCCCGGACUGACGGCUGUUUAUGGGAUAGAAGACGUGUUGGGUCUAAAGGAGGGUGAGACCCUGCUGGUGAACGCUGCAGCUGGAGCGGUGGGCUCCGUGGUGGGACAGAUCGCCAAGAUCAAGGGCUGUAAGGUGGUGGGCUCGACAGGCUCUGAUGCCAAAGUGGCUUACCUCAAAGAGCUGGGAUUUGAUGAGGUCUUCAACUACAAAACUGUGGGUUCCUUGGAGGAGGCUCUGAGGAAGGCUUCACCUGAAGGAUACGACUGCUUCUUUGAAAACGUGGGAGGCCCUUCGUCAGAUGUCGUCCUGCAGCAGAUGAAGAACUUCGGAAGAAUAGCUGUGUGUGGAAGUAUCUCCACCUACAAUGACAGCCAACCCCAGACAGGUCCGUAUCCCUACUUCACCAUGAUCUUUAAGGAGCUGAAGAUGGAGGGAUUCUUGCAAAGUAGGUGGGAGCACAAGCACCCUGAGACCCUCAAGAGACUGUUAGCAUGGGUGAAAGAGGGCAAACUGCAGUGUCGGGAGCACGUCACAAAAGGCUUUGAAAACAUGCCGGCUGCUUUUAUGGGGAUGCUGCAGGGAGAAAACACCGGCAAGGCCAUCGUCGCAGUCUGAAGAGUUCAAUGCAAGAGAGCCAGCAUUACUAAUAACUGCCAUUAUUACACAAUCUAUCAAUUAAUGAAGGAUUAAUCAAUAACUAUGGAAAACAAUAAUUCCACAUUAACAUUUCAAAUUCCUGAUUACUUUUAUAAUCACAAUGAUAUCAAAGAUUAAAGCAACUCUGGGAUUUAGAAAUGUGAUUUCUAAUCUAAACAGCAUUACUUUAUAAUAAAUCAUUAAAGCUACAUCUGAAACAAACCAUCCACAAUUGGAAGAGUGAAACUUUUAAUCUCUAGAAUUGAAAAUUUCCUUAAGAAGGAGAAAAUGGUGAUAACUGUAAGACUUUCACUUUGCUGUGGUGAACAGUGUGGUUCUAGAA